AAACUCUUUACUCACCGGCGAAUAUUUUUUUCUCCAAGGAAACUUCGGGAUUUACAUUUUGUUAAGCCUUCUUGCUUGGUUAUCCCUCUCCACCGGCGAACGAAACGGAACCCUAGCCUCGGCCCUCCUCUCUCCCCUUCUCCUUCCCCAAGAAGAGCACCUCAAAACCCUAACCCUAGCCGGCUAAACCCUAAUCGUGAUCGUAGGAGAGAGGAAAAAAGAAAUCAAAGAAAGAUGCCGAAUUUGGAAUGCCGGAUGUACGAGGCCAGGUACCCGGAGGUGGACAUGGCGGUGAUGAUCCAGGUGAAGCACAUCGCGGACAUGGGAGCGUACGUCUCCCUCCUGGAGUACAACAAUAUCGAGGGCAUGAUCCUCUUCUCCGAGCUGUCCCGCCGCCGCAUCCGCAGCGUCUCCAGCCUCAUCAAGGUCGGCCGCCAGGAGCCCGUCAUGGUCCUCCGCGUCGACCGCGAAAAGGGCUACAUCGACCUCAGUAAGCGCCGCGUCUCCGAGGAGGACAUCCACGCCUGCGAGGAGCGCUACAACAAGUCCAAGCUCGUCCACUCCAUCAUGCGCCACGUCGCCGAGACCAUGGACCUCGACCUCGAGGACCUUUACAUCCACGUCGGCUGGCCCCUCUACCGCAAGUACGGCCACGCCUUCGAGGCGUUCAAGGUAAUUGUGACGGACCCUGAUUCGGUUCUUGAUUCCCUUACCCGAGAAGUGAAAGAAGUCGGUCCGGAUGGGCAGGAGGUGACUAAGGUGGUGCUGGCGAUGACGCCGGAGGUUAAGGAUGCUCUGGUCAAGAACAUCAGGAGAAGGAUGACCCCGCAGCCAUUGAAGAUACGAGCUGAUAUUGAGAUGAAAUGCUUCCAGUUUGAUGGGGUUCUUCACAUUAAGGAAGCUAUGAAGAAAGCAGAAGCUGCAGGCAAUGAUGACUGUCCGGUGAAGAUAAAACUGGUUGCUCCUCCUCUCUAUGUUCUCACCACUCAAACUCUUGACAAGGAACAAGGAAUAACAAUUCUAAAUAAUGCUAUCAAGGCAUGCACUGAAAAAAUAGACCACCACAAAGGAAAACUUGUAGUGAAGGAGGCACCAAGAGCUGUGAGUGAACGAGAUGAUAAGCUACUUGCAGAACACAUGGCAAAACUACGAUCUGCUAAUGAGGAAAUUGAUGGUGAUGAAGAUACGGAAGAGGAGGAAGACACAGGAAUGGGAGAUGUGGAUUUGGACAAACCAGGUGUUGGUAUAACAGAGUAAAAUCUGGCAAAUGGAUUAAGUUUUUAUGGAUGCAUAUCAUUUACCAUGAGUAGAUAGUCUGCGAUCAGGCCCUUCUCCCAUCAAGCAAUCUAAAAUGGAAUGCUGCCUACUGCCUCAGUUUUCUUGGAGAAUGCUGUCCUUGGGAUAUUAUGCAGUUUCACAGUUUUGUUAUCUGAGAUUGUUUGGUGGUGCUAAAGUGAUAUGAGAUGUGCAAGCUAAUGACCUUUUGACUGUGUACAAUGAGUGUUUUUUUGUUUUAUUUUUUUGGUUGUGCGAGUGUGAUGAACUGUAAAAAAAACUCUAAAUACGCUCUCUCCUUUGGCUUUUGUUACCUGCAUUAUGCUUUCAUGCUUCAAAUUGGCUCGUCUUAUUUGCUCUGUAAAAUGCACAAAAAUCAUAUUGAGAAAUACACUUGUUUCUCAAGAAGAGA
Phoenix dactylifera (date palm) is the source of this 1687-nucleotide messenger RNA. RefSeq names its product eukaryotic translation initiation factor 2 subunit alpha homolog. Gene Ontology annotation, cellular component: eukaryotic translation initiation factor 2 complex; eukaryotic 48S preinitiation complex. The record is from RefSeq and is a predicted model, not a curated record. Lineage: Eukaryota; Viridiplantae; Streptophyta; Magnoliopsida; Arecales; Arecaceae. Gene Ontology annotation, biological process: translational initiation. Gene Ontology annotation, molecular function: translation initiation factor activity; ribosome binding; RNA binding.